AUGAAGUUCGCCACCAGUCUCGCUUCCCUUGCUCUUCUUGCCAGCAGCACAUUGGCUUUGACCAUCAACACACCCCCUUAUGCCUACACGUGUUUCAAUACACUUGUUACUUGGAGCGGUGGAGAAAGCCCAUACACUUUGAGUGUCACCAAACCCGACAACGUCAAUGAAGUUUAUGAUACAUACACUGGUCUGACAGGCGACUCCUACGAAUGGGGUGUCAACAUAGCUCCGAGCACUGUAGUCAAGCUGGUCCUCCAGGACAGCAAUGGCUCUGAAGCACGAAGCGAAGCUUUCACCCUCUCCGUUAAACCCGGAACUGCUCCUCCCGGUUCAAAUUUUGACGGUGAUUGCGAUAACCAAAGGAGAUAUAUAUCUAAAUUACUUUCUUGCCUAUGGAAGCAAAAUUAUCCUUCAAGAAUGGGCUUUGAGAGCUAUAUAAUGUUGAGUAGCAUGAUAAAACCUAUCAUGGAAGUGGUGAACGUGAUUAUCAAAUUCCCAAAUAUGUUCCAAACGCCGUUGCUUCCCUGUCGAGAUGUGUUGAAAGGACAAGAGUCAUUCGAGGUCAUCGAGCACGUCAAUAGGAUAUACCCGAUGCUGUCCUUUGUCGAGACGGCUUUCGACGUUGAUGGCGUCCGGCAAAUGGCGCCGGCGUGGUAUUCUAUCUCGAAUGACCAUUAUUUCCGCGUAGAUGCACGGUGA
Molecule: messenger RNA, 702 nt
Organism: Coniophora puteana RWD-64-598 SS2
Lineage: Eukaryota; Fungi; Basidiomycota; Agaricomycetes; Boletales; Coniophoraceae
Exons: 10
Coding region: 1-702 (233 amino acids)
Source: RefSeq, a predicted model, not a curated record